This is a messenger RNA of Amoebophrya sp. A120, 333 nucleotides long. NCBI's taxonomy places the organism in Eukaryota, Dinophyceae, Syndiniales, Amoebophryaceae. The record is from the annotation of a GenBank genome assembly.
AUGUGGUCGUCCGCCAGUCAGGGCAGCUUGUUAGGCUCCGGUGGCGGAGCAACGUCUACCACAACUUCCGGAGGACAGCAUCAGCAAGCUCCUGGUCCGUCGCAAUCGUCGAGACUACCAAGUCCUCGAAGUAGUGCUGGCAGAAAUAUUAACACGAUGAACAAUGGUGCGCGGGAGCGUGCCAACAGCGAUAAUCAUCUGCAGCUCCAGAAGCAGAACGCAGCUGCACUGGGGAUAAACAUGAACUACAGUGGAGGUGGAGGAACAUCAAAUAUUGCGACUUCUUCAUCUUCCUUCAACCCCAGUGCUUCGCUGCAGAUUCACAGCACAAAU